GGUUUAAGGACACGGAUAUUUAGAAAACAUGAGGAGCUUCGCUGUUUUCGUUCGGAGUUCUUAAUACAUUCUUAAGAGGAAAAAUGUAUUUUGUGAAUAUUCAAGACAAAACAAGUUGCUGUGAAGAACGCGAUUCAAGAGACGAAUAUCAAAAUACUUGACGACUGUUGCUGCCCGAUUAAGAUGGAAACUGUCACGAGUUCAGCGAGGAGUAGAGAAAGGACCGCGAUGCAGCGGUUCGGGGACGGCGGGAUGAUGCUCUUGCCGUGGACAAAACAGAUACUGGGAGUGUUGUGGGAACACUUACGCCUGUUGGUUCAGUUAAUCUGUUACAGUUUGAUGACGGUCUUUCAAAUGUUCAGAUUUGAAGUUCAUCUGAGAAUUACGGACGACAACGGAGAACACAUUCAGCACAUGACGACAGGAUCCGGAGACACCACCGACAGUUUUCUCUCAUUAUUUGAUAACAAAAACGUCAUGGUAGCGGGCCAAAAUCCACUUUCAAAUCCUUUUGAUCUAAACUCUCAUUCUAGGUCCGUUCUGUCAAGUCUGGUUAAUGACGAACUUUGUUGCUCUUUGGUGGACGAUUUUGUGUCCCGUGCAACAGAGUGUCUCUCAGAAAACGACGAUCUUUAUAUAGGAGAGCACUGUAGCUGGAACCACGGCUUCGACUGGAAUUUGCUUACAGGUUCGGAACGCAGGUAUACAGAGGACAUGUGCCCCGUUCCUUUUUCUGCAUGUGUGUCGAGCCUUUAUCAGAAAGACAUUGAAAAGCAUGAUGAUUCUUGUACAGAACUUUACUGUAAUUUCUCCAGUUCACCUAUAGAGGACAGGCGGCAGGAAUUGGGAGGACAGAGUUCAGACAGUGAGAUAAGCUGGGGUGGCUCAGACAGCUCCUGUGUAGAAGGAGACAAAGAGGAAAGUGACAGACUUUGGGACCUUCUUACUAGAUCUACUGAUCCAUACCACCCACUGCACUUUACAGCAUGUAUAUCCAGUGGAAUUGCUGGCCAACAGAGAGGCUUCAGAGCAUCUCAAAAAAGUCCUGUGUACACAACAUCGCAAACCAGUGUGUCUUCAUGCUCAGAUGCAGGUGAACAAGGAAAUACUGGGGCCUUCUCCUCAGAAGAUGAAGAGGAGGCACUGUGGAAGUCACUGUCUCUGGAUGAUGACCCAUACCACCCGCUGAAUUUCAGAGCUCCUCUCCACAGUCUAGCAGUUAAUGGCACACAUGGUCACGCUGACGAGCCUGACUGCCAUAAGCAGUCUAAAAUAACCAGAGACUCAACAGUUGCCAGAGGCACAAAGCCCCCUCUGCUGUCAAGGGUAGUUGUCAGUCACCAGUGUCCUCAGUUGUCUGCGGAGAAGCCCUCAAAAGUGCCCUGGAAAAGGCCUAUAAACAAGAUAGAUGAGGCCAACUCAAAAAAGGAAACUGCUUCUGUGAAAAAGGUAAGAUUCUCUCCAGUUGUGCAGGUUCACAAGAUGUGGGCCUGGUCCUAUGCCCUUCAAGCAUCUCGUAAGGGGCCAUGGGAGGAGUAUGCUCGGGACAGGGACCGCUUCCAAAGGAGAAUUAUGGAAGCUGAGCAGGCCAUUGGAUACUGUUUCAAUCUGUCACAUAGGAAAAAUGUCUCAGCCUAUCAGCAAAGAACAUUAAACAAUAACCAUUCCUCAAUCUCCUAAUUUUCUGGAAGAAUUGUUCUGACAAUACUUUUACACUGAAAUACUCUAAAUACUUUGACAGAAAUACUGGAAUGUGUAAUUUUCUAGUCUGUACUUUUCCACCAUCUUAACAGCCAUACGUCAGUACUGUGUUCCAAACACAUUUUUUUCAACCUCGUAUGUCCUUUGAAUAUUUUCUUUACAGUGCCUUAUUGAUCAGCAAUGAUGAUGACAAUGUGACAGCUGUUUAAUCAUAACUGUUAAUUGAACAUAUAGUAGAGAGGUUUUUUGUUGUUGUUUCUUUAAUAUUUGCAAUACAGAAUACUUUUUUUGUUUGUUUGUUUGUUUUUGAUGGACUUGCAAAGGAAGGCAAUUGGUGUUGGGGU
Molecule: messenger RNA, 2045 nt
Organism: Electrophorus electricus (electric eel)
Lineage: Eukaryota; Metazoa; Chordata; Actinopteri; Gymnotiformes; Gymnotidae
Product: protein phosphatase 1, regulatory subunit 15B
Biological process (GO): response to endoplasmic reticulum stress
Cellular component (GO): endoplasmic reticulum; protein phosphatase type 1 complex
Molecular function (GO): protein phosphatase regulator activity
Source: RefSeq, a predicted model, not a curated record